Messenger RNA from Colletotrichum karsti, 810 nucleotides. RefSeq names its product short-chain dehydrogenase reductase sdr. The transcript has a single exon. Bases 1 to 810 code for a protein of 269 amino acids. NCBI's taxonomy places the organism in Eukaryota, Fungi, Ascomycota, Sordariomycetes, Glomerellales, Glomerellaceae. The record is from RefSeq and is a predicted model, not a curated record. Gene Ontology annotation, molecular function: oxidoreductase activity.
AUGCUCGACCUCAAGGGCAAAGUCGCCCUGGUCAUCGGACUCGGCCAAACAGGCUCAGAAGGCUGGGGCAUCGGCGCCGCCUGCGCCGUCACGUUCGCGAAACAAGGCGCCCUCAUCUUCGGCGGCAACCGCACCGUCGAGUCCACCGCCAAGACCAGGGCCGCCAUCGAGGAGAUCGGCGGCGUCUGCGACGUGGUCGCGACGGACGCCACCUCCUCCGAGUCCGUCAAAGCCCUCGUGGACGCCUGUCUUUCCAAACACGGCCGGAUAGACAUCCUCCUCGCCAACGUCGGCCAGUCCCAGCCGGGGUGUCCCGCGACCAUGUCCGAGGCGACGUGGGACGCGCAGGUCGAGCUGAACCUCAAGACGGUGUACCUGGCGUGCCACCACGUUCUCCCCGUGAUGGAGGCGCAGGAUAGCGGUGGCAGCGUGGUCUGCAUCUCGAGCAUCGCGGGGCUGCGGUACAUCGGCAAGCCGCAGGUGGCGUACAACACGACCAAGGCGGCGAUCAUGCAGUUCGUGAAGGCGACGGCGGUGGUGUACGCGCCGAGGGGGGUGCGGCUGAACACGGUGGUCCCGGGGCUGAUGGAGACGCCGUACACGAGGGUGCUGGCGUCGCGGUUUCCGGUGGAGGGGGGGUACGAGGCGUUUAAGCGGAUGAGGGACGAGCAGGUGCCGAUGGGGAGGAUGGGGGACGCGUGGGAUGUCGCGAAUGCGGCGGCGUUUCUCGUCUCGGAUGAGGCGAGGUAUAUCACGGGGCAGAAGAUUGUGGUUGAUGGGGGGAUUACUUCGUCGACGGGGCGUACUUAG